Messenger RNA from Stegastes partitus (bicolor damselfish), 1005 nucleotides. RefSeq lists its product as uncharacterized. Bases 85 to 1005 code for a protein of 306 amino acids. Lineage: Eukaryota; Metazoa; Chordata; Actinopteri; Pomacentridae. The transcript has 7 exons. The record is from RefSeq and is a predicted model, not a curated record.
AUGUUCUCGAAUGAGUAAGACUGAAACCCUUCGUCUUCCCGCCAACGAGUGCCUGCAGCAGCUUUCAAACACCAUAGAGACGAGAUGUCAAAGAUCUCAGAGAAACACUGGAAAUCUGCUCUGACCUCCAUCAUCGAGGAGCUGGAUGAGCCACAGUACCGGAAGAUGCUCGAAUAUCUCACAAUCCCCAAAAGCCUGAAGAGUAGUGUGCCGAGAGAAAACAUGCCAGAAACCAUCAUCCAGCACUACGGAGUGGAAAAAUCCAUCUCAGCAGUCAGCGAGGCUGUGGAUCAGAUACCGAGGAGGGACUCUGCUGUCCAGGACCUGCUGCGCCCCUUUGUGGACAAACUGAGGAACAACCAGGAAAAACAGAAAAAGGCCACAAAGAGGAAACGUGACGCUGACUUGAAGUCAGCGAGCAAGAAGCAAAAGCAAACGCCUGCAGCUGGGUCUUCGGCUGGAGCUCAGAAAGCUAAUGCUGAUGAACUGAAGAACCACGAGCCGGACCAGGAAAGAAAAAUUCCCCCGUGGAGAAAAACCAUCCAGGAUGUAAAAUUCACUGAUACGCGGCUCGACCAGAAAGCCAUAGUCGGCAAAGUUGUGCAGAAAUCUGGUCUGCGUACGUAUAUAGGUGAAGGUCAGAAGAAGUUUUUCUUUUACCUGGCAGUCGCUGACGAUACAGAUGUCAUUAAGGUGAUGGUGUACGGAAGAGAGCGCUUUCAACAAUUCAAGGAGGAGCAGUUCUACCUUUUCAGAGAUGUAAUCAUAGAGGAGACCAUCAUGAAAGUUACCAAAUGCAGCAAAAUUUCAAAGACGAAGGCUUUUGAUGUCCCUGAAGAUCUGGAUCUGAAUGCUCAGAUGCUCCUUUAUUCCCAAAAGCCAGUUUGCUCCAUCGCAGAGGCCGGCAACUGUGGUGACAAGACACUAGUGAGUGUUGAAGGAAAUAUAAAAGAGGUGAGUUCCAUUAGAUAUGCUGCAGAACAUAUGGUCACGUGCCAAAGUUGA